AUGAAAGUUAAAAGUUUGAUGUUACCGUAUGGUAACGCUAGGCGCCUGUACUACAUAUAUUAUUUAUUUUUCAACAGAACUGGAUUUUCGCUGUCUGAAGCAUUAGACAUUUUAUAUAAUGAUGACAUAGAUGCAGAUGAGAUAUUUAUUGAACCACCGGAACCGUGUGUUCAAAAUGAUGAAGAUUCCGGAGAUGAAAAGAAUGGUGAAGUUGACAAUUUAUCAGCACGACAAUUACGAUCUAAAGCAGAAAUUAAAUUAGCCAAUAAUAAGAGGUACGGCGGUAUUGGUGAUGACAACAUUUAUCCUGAAGAAAGUUUGAGCAGUAAAUCUGGGACAUCGAGUGAACAAUAUCAACAUGUAAGCGUGAAAAGUACUGAUGAGUGGAUGAAAAAAAUUAAAACUGGUAAGAAAUCUUUUACGUGGAUAAAAGGGGGAGAUUUUGAAGAGCUUCAAUUGAAGUUUCCUCAACCUGAUUUUUCAAAGUAUAAAAAYUUAUCUAUAGUAGAMAUUUUUGAAACUUUUUUGGAUUAUGACAWAAUUAAUUAUCUCGUGGAUGAAACUAGACGUUAUGCACUUUUUUUAAAUUGUCCAGAUCCACAUAUAACGCAUGACGAAAUUCGAUGUUUUAUUAGUAUUUUAUACCUUAGCGGAUAUAAUAAAUUACCUUCAAAAAAAUYKUUUUGGGACUCUAUGGAUGAUAUGAAUAAUAAAGCUGUAUGUAAUGCAAUGCGCCGUGAUAGAUUUUUGCAAAUAUGUCGCUUUAUUCAUUGUGUUGAUAAUACACAAAUUAAUGCUAAAGAUAAGGCUUGGAAAAUUAGACCUCUUAUGAAUAUGAUAARAAAUAAAUGUUUAGAAAAUUUUGUACCUCAAAAACAUCUUGCUUAUGACGAAUCAAYGGUGAAGUACUUUGGUAAGCAUGGAUGUAAGCAAUUUAUUAGAGGCAAACCAAUACGGUYUGGUUACAAAAUGUGGUGUGUCAAUACGAAUGMUGGUUAUCUCGUAAAUUUUGAAUUGUACYAAGGCAAAGAUCCUCGUGAAAAUGAAAAAUACAAUUCAAUAUUUGGAAAAGCAGUAUCACCUCUUGUUUUAAUGCUUGAAGACUUACCCGAUUCUAAAAAAAAAUUACCUUACUCGUUGUACAUGGAUAACUUAUUUACUGGGUUAAAUGUUUUUAAUUAUUUCAAAUAUUUGGGUUACUCAGCGAUUGGUACUAUACGGCAGAAUAGAAUACCAAAAACUUGUCCUUUGACCGACAAAAAAAAAUUUUCAAAAAAAGAACGUGGAAGUUUUGAAACUGCAAUAGAAAAAAAUGAGGGUAUUUUGUUGUUUAGAUGGAUGGAUAAUGCAGUUGUUACAAUGGCUUCUACUGAUGUCGGCACUGAAAAUGUUUCAAGUGUAAGAAGAUAUUCACAAAAACAUAAAAAGCAUAUAAAUGUAAGUCRCCCUAAACUUAUUGCUCAAUAUAACCAGUAUAUGGGUGGAACUGAUCAGAUGGAUCAAAACAUAGCCACUUAUAGAAUUGGGGUAAGAGGUAAAAAAUGGUGGUGGCCAAUUUUUACUUGGCUAUUGGAAAUUCCAAUGAACAACAGUUGGACUUUGUACAAAAAAKUUAAUUCUAAACAAAUUACCCAGUUGGAUUUCCGCCGUGAAGUAGUGCUUACAUAUUUACAAAGAUAUGGAAUAGCUCGAAUAGGCGCAGGAAGACCAUCAAAAUCUCUGUCAUCAUCCGACAGUCGUGUUUCCAAUGAUAUUAGAUAUGACCGUAUGGACCACUUAGUUUCAUUUACUCAAGAGAAGAAAAGAAGGAGGUGUGCAAAAGAUGGUUGUAAAUCGGUAGGACGGACAAUGUGUGUGAAAUGUGACGUUGGAUUAUGUAUCGAUUGCUUCGUUAAUUUCCAUAAAAAAUAA
Messenger RNA from Diuraphis noxia (Russian wheat aphid), 1911 nucleotides. RefSeq names its product piggyBac transposable element-derived protein 3-like. NCBI's taxonomy places the organism in Eukaryota, Metazoa, Arthropoda, Insecta, Hemiptera, Aphididae. The record is from RefSeq and is a predicted model, not a curated record.